GGUCACGUGCGCCGCCGCCCGGCUUCCGUAGCGUGAGCCUGCCGGAGCCGGCGCGUACAUGCGUGCGUGUGCGCGGCGACCGGCGCCCCGGCGCUCGCCCCGCCCCCGAGAUGACGCCGUGCGUGCGCGCGCCCGGUCCGCGCCUCCGCCGCUUUUUAUAGCGGCCGCGGGCGGCGGCGGCGGCGGUUGGAGGUUGUAGGACCGGCGAGGAAUAGGAAUCAUGGCGGCUGCGCUGUUCGUGCUGCUGGGAUUCGCGCUGCUGGGCACCCACGGAGCCUCCGGGGCUGCCGGCACAGUCUUCACUACCGUAGAAGACCUUGGCUCCAAGAUACUCCUCACCUGCUACAUGAAUGACAGCGCCACAGAGGUCACCGGGCACCGCUGGCUGAAGGGGGGCGUGGUGCUGGAGGAGGACGCGCUGCCCGGCCAGAAAACGGAGUUCAAGGUGGACUCGGACGACCAGUGGGGAGAGUACUCCUGCGUCUUCCUCCCGGAGCCCAUGGGCACGGCCAACAUCCAGCUCCACGGGCCUCCCAGAGUGAAGGCUGUGAAGUCGUCAGAACACAUCAACGAGGGGGAGACGGCCGUGCUGGUCUGCAAGUCAGAGUCCGUGCCACCCGUCACCGACUGGGCCUGGUACAAGAUCACUGACUCUGGGGACAAGGCCCUCAUGAACGGCUCCGAGAGCAGGUUCUUCGUGAGUUCCUUGCAGGGCCGGUCAGAGCUACACAUUGAGAACCUGAACAUGGAGGCCGACCCCGGCCAGUACCGGUGCAACGGCAACAGCUCCGAGGGCUCUGACCAGGCCGUCAUCACGCUCCGCGUGCGCAGCCACCUGGCCGCCCUCUGGCCCUUCCUGGGCAUCGUGGCUGAGGUGCUGGUGCUGGUCACCAUCAUCUUCAUCUACGAGAAGCGCCGGAAGCCCGAGGACGUCCUGGAUGAUGACGACGCCGGCUCUGCACCCCUGAAGAGCAGCGGGCAGCACCAGAACGACAAAGGCAAGAACGUCCGCCAGAGGAACUCCUCCUGAGCCAGGUGGCCCAAGGACGCUCCCUGCUCCGCGUCUGCGCCGCCACCGGAGUCCACUCCCAGUGCUUGCAAGAUUCCAAGUUCUCACCUCUUAAAGAAAACCCACCCCGUAGAUUCCCAUCAUACACUUUCUUCUUUUUUAAAAAAGUUGGGUUUUCUCCAUUCAGGAUUCUGUUCCUUAGGUUUUUUCCUUCUGAAGUGUUUCACGAGAGCCCGGGAGCUGCUGCACUGCGGCCCCGUCUGUGGCUUUCAGCCUCUGGGUCUGAGUCAUGGCCGGGUGGGCGGCGCAGCCUUCUCCACUGGCCGGAGUCAGUGCCAGGUCCCUGCCCUUUGUGGAAGGUCACAGGUCACACGAGGGGCCCCAUGUCCCGCCUGUCUGAAGCCAACGCUGUCUGGUUGCACCAUUUUUGCGCUUUUAUGUUUAAUUUUAUGAAGGCCACGGGUCUGUGUUUGACUCAGCCUCAGGGACGACUCUGACCUCUUGGCCACAGAGGACUCACGUGCCCACACCGAGGGCGACCCCGUCACAGCCUCAAGUAACUCCCAAGCCCCCUCCUUGUCUGUGCAUCCGGGGGCAGCUCUGGAGGGGGUUUGCUGGGGAACUGGCGCCAUCGCCGGGACUCCAGAACCGCAGAAGCCUCCCCAGCUCACCCCUGGAGGACGGCCGGCUCUCCAUAGCACCAGGGCUCGCGUGGGAACCCCCCUCCCACCCACCGCCACAAUAAAGAUCGCCCCCACCUCCACCCUCA
Molecule: messenger RNA, 1778 nt
Organism: Pan troglodytes (chimpanzee)
Lineage: Eukaryota; Metazoa; Chordata; Mammalia; Primates; Hominidae
Gene: BSG
Product: basigin
Exons: 8
Coding region: 221-1030 (269 amino acids)
Biological process (GO): dendrite self-avoidance; axon guidance; homophilic cell-cell adhesion
Cellular component (GO): plasma membrane; axon
Molecular function (GO): cell-cell adhesion mediator activity
Source: RefSeq, a predicted model, not a curated record